UUUUACUAGUGAGCAUUACUGUUCGGUUUUUGUUGCUGGGAAUAUCAGAAUGGAUGAAAGAGAAUGCUAGAGUUUGUGCAGGAGGUCAGUGUACUUGAUUUGGAUAGAAAAUUUUCAUUUUUUCUCCUGCAUACUUUGGAAUCUUUUUGGUGCCUGGCAACGUUUAGAGCUCGGUUUAAGUGAAAAUGACAUGGUUUGCGUGGUAACGCACAUUGUAGUAAGUUCAAUUGAAAGAGAUGGAGGUGAUUGCUUUGCGUAUGGUUGGAAAGUGGUCUGCUCUUGGUGUGGAGUUUCUUGGAGGUUUCUAGAGGAUCAUCCGUGGUUGUGUUAGUUUUUGGAUAGUGUUGCAGGGUGAUGCUUAUUGAUCACUUUUUAGUUUGUCUCUUGCAUUCUCUUCUCUGCACUUUUUGUCUACUCGCGAGGAAGCAAUGUCGGAGUCGCGAAUGGGAAGUGCAAUCUAGUCAUAUCAACGCCACUAGGUCACUCAGUUCUAAAUUUAGAAAAUCAAUGCAAGUCUUUGACGUCGAGUGUGCAAGCUUUAACGCUUUCACUUGGUUUUGACGUUGACGGUUUGAAUGAUUUUGAAAAGCACAGUUUUUAAAGACAAGGAAUCAAAUUUGGCUCACGGUCAGGUGGCUUGUAAGAUAUAGAGAGAGAGGCUACAGAGUUAAUAUUUGAAGUUCGUACUCAGAUGUCUCACCAGAGACGAUGUUCAGCAUUUCCAAGGAUAGUUCGAAUAAUUCAGUACCCAAGCAUUUAUCUACCUUGGAAUGGAACACCUAGUUUUCAAGUCGGAUCAAACAUUCAGUAGACUCAAUGUCGACGACUACUGCACUGCAGCGAAUGAUGGCGGAAAGUCAGCGUAACGGUACCAGCCGCGUAUCCAAGGGGACAACCAAGCCUCCAUACGCAGCAAGCAAGCGGACGAAGUACAGUAAUUUAACGUGCCCAAUAACUCGUUCUAAUUGCUCUAAUACAGAAGUAUCGUCGAAGAAGAUGGCGCGCAUUUCAUCGCAUUUGUAUUCUAGACCAUCCUCAAUCAUUCUCCGAAUCAAGCAACACCCCCUUUCACUUGAGGUCCAUCUCCCUGAACAGAGCCUUCCAAGUUCUUCAGCAACAGAUUCCUCGGAUUCAGACAACAGCCAUGGUGGGGCGACGCGAUCAUCCAGCACAGUGAAUAAGAAAACAUUUGAUGAUGAUUCUGAUGCUGAGAGCUCCUAUAAUGCUGACGGGGAGGUAUCAUGCGUGAUCGACUCUUUUGCUGAGCUGGAGAACGCAAACGCAUUUGAAAAUCGUUCUAUUUUGAUCCAUCGCAUGGCUGAGGUUGCAUUGAACAUAAAAUUAGGACCUACUGGACUGUAUCUGGCCGUUCAACUUCUAGACUUGUACUGGAACCACCACCGUGAAAAAGGCAAGCUUUUGGAUUCUGUACAGCUACAAGUACUUGCAGUCACUUGCGUCUAUGUCGCAAACAACUGCUUCUGUAGCAGCAAAAGGGCCCCAGACGACUUUUGCCUUCUUGCAGGUGUAGGGGAAGGAACUGUGAAAGGAUGCAUGAUAGAGAAACAAGAAGCAUCUCUUAUUGCCUUGCUGGGAGGCCCGCAAGUUGCAGCCACGAUUUCUACUUGGGGGCUUUGGCGCAAGAUGAGACAUCCAUCCAAUCAGCAACAUCUACUUCAGUUUGUAAACUUACUGAAGGGUUCUGAUUUUGGAAAAGCUCACUUCCCACGCGAUCUCAUGCAAGCAUCGCACUUUUCGAGUAGUGCUUCAACUGCAACCGUUGAAGUUUUGUCAACAAAUGCAGCAGCUAAGGUUGUAAAUUCCAUCUUAUCAUCAGCUCAAGGUUGUGCUCCUACUUAAGUGGUGAGAAAGGCCCUUUUUCACAAACCAACCGUGUUUAUGCCAAUGCAUGGAGGUGCAGCCCAAGUUUAAGGGCGAUCAGCGUCGUGUAAAUGAUCGGGGUUUUGGCUUGCCCCUUGUGACUGAACAAUAAGUUGGUAAGUAUAAUAUGCGAGGUGAAAAUCUUAACAGAGAUGCUUAAGAUUUAUCUGAACAAUCCUAACACCAGCAAUAAUAGCAUUGGAAUGAGCCCGAACGUGCUGAAGGGUAGCCAUCACACCUUCAAGGAAUCUGUAAAAUGUUUAGUUGGGCCCCAGAUUUGAUAAUCAGGGAGAAACCAACGUUCACUGACCCUGUUAAGGCUCAAUUGUUAAAAUGCUUAGGUUUGCUGCUCAGUACAUAAGUAGAUGGUUGAUAGCUUUUGGAAUUUAUUAGGGUUCCAUGGAUUGUCGAGGUGAGGUGUGUAGUAUCAAUGCAAGCAAACGUUAGCUCAUGCACAUACGUCAACUGCAAGGAUAUGUUAAAUAAGCGUGAUUUUGCUUGGUCUUGGUGUACUAACUCACAUGGCACCGAAGGGUGGUGUACAGCUUGGAUCACUGUGUAUAAACUUAAUAAAGUGAUUGCUUCAGUUUAAGCUGAAUGUA
Physcomitrium patens is the source of this 2483-nucleotide messenger RNA. NCBI's taxonomy places the organism in Eukaryota, Viridiplantae, Streptophyta, Bryopsida, Funariales, Funariaceae. The record is from RefSeq and is a predicted model, not a curated record.